Messenger RNA from Juglans microcarpa x Juglans regia, 1880 nucleotides. RefSeq names its product nuclear transport factor 2-like. The record is from RefSeq and is a predicted model, not a curated record. Gene Ontology annotation, molecular function: mRNA binding. NCBI's taxonomy places the organism in Eukaryota, Viridiplantae, Streptophyta, Magnoliopsida, Fagales, Juglandaceae. Gene Ontology annotation, cellular component: cytosol; ribonucleoprotein complex. The transcript is spliced from 9 exons. Bases 203 to 1615 code for a protein of 470 amino acids.
GUAGGAUUUAGAACGGGGCAAAUAACGCAAACAGAAACCUGACAUCUGCUGCGUACUCUGGUCGAAAGAAGUUACAUCACAGUUAGCUUUCGGGCUCGUUUCUUUUUGUACUCUCUCUCUCUGUCUGCGCUCCGGUGGUGAAGGCUCUGCACCAUCUCAUCUUCGGUCAAUCCCUGCUCCUUACAACAUUCCCGUUAGGAGAAUGGCCUUACAAACAGAAAAUCCUCCUACUACUCCCAGUGCCCAAGUGGUUGGAAAUGCUUUUGUUGAGCAGUACUACCAUAUUCUUCACCAGUCACCAGAAUUGGUAUAUAGAUUCUAUCAAGAUUCAAGUGUGCUAAGUCGGCCUGAUUCUAAUGCCGUGAUGACUUCAGUAACAACCAUGCAAGGUAUCAAUGAGAAGAUUCUUUCUUUGGAUUACAAAGACUAUAAGGCAGAGAUAAAGACUGCAGAUGCUCAGAAGUCUUACAAGGAUGGAGUAACUGUGCUGGUAACUGGAUGUUUAACGGGCAAAGAUAACUUGAGAAGGAGAUUCACACAAUCCUUUUAUCUUGCUCCACAAGACAAUGGAUACUUUGUUCUUAAUGAUGUUUUUAGGUACAUAGAUGAGGAUGAACCAUUGGAUGACCAUGCAGUUAGUGGAGAUAAUGUGACAACUGCCCCCUUAACUCCUGACCAUAAGCCAACUCAUAUUUCUGAUCCUCCUGCCACUGUUCUGGAAACUUCAACAGUGGAAGUUGAUCAAAAUGUUGCCGAGAAAUCUUAUGACCCAUCUGAGCAAGAGAGACGCUUAGCUAUUGGUAAAGAGACUGUCACGCCAUCUCAUUCUAAUUCAAAUGGUAAUGAUCUUUCCACAGCUGUAGAAUCAUCUUCUUGUUCAGGCCAAGAUGAUGCUCCAAGGAAGUCUUAUGCAUCAAUUGUUAAAGUAACUAAAGGGAGUUCAGGGCCAACUAAAAUUUAUGUACCUACCAAUGCUAUAAAGGUGGCUCCUACGAAAACCGAGAACCAGUCACUUGGGUCAGUGGCACCUUCUUCAGUUCCUGAACCAUCAGCACCAAGCAGUGUUGGUACUCCUGAAAGUAGCAAUACUCAAGAUGAAGUUGAGGGACACUCCAUCUACAUUCGUAAUUUGCCCUUCAGUGUGACGGUUGAGCAGCUUGAUUUGGAAUUCAAGAAAUUUGGACCGAUCAAGCAAGGUGGCAUCCAAGUUAGAAAUAAUAAGCAGCAGGGAUACUGUUUUGGCUUUGUUGAAUUCCAGUCUUUGAGCUCCAUGAAUAGUGCAAUUCAGGCUUCACCAAUCACCAUUGGGGGCCGUAAGGCUGUUAUUGAAAUAAAGAGAACUACCACUCGAGUUGAUAGUAGUGGAAGAGGUAUCUUCUCUCCUGGAAGGGGAGGUUACCGUAAUGACAGCUUCAAGAGCCGUGGGAAUUAUGGUGGUGGCCGGGUUUUUGGUAGAAAUGAGUAUGGAAGCCGGAGUGAUUUCUCUGGUCGAGGGAGGUUACGGGGCGAUUUAUCCAGUCGAGGGAGGGGCCCUACUGGGCGCGGUGAAGGUUAUCAGCAAGGCAGAGGGAGAGGAGGCCGUCCCAUUGGACCAAAUCAGAAUGUUUCCUCAUGAAACUCUAGGAGGUGAAUUUUGGGCAUCUAUUUUUGAAAACAUUGUUUCUAUGGUCAGUAUCAAAGAAGUGCAGGUGAUCUAAUCUGAUGAGAUAAUUUAACUUUUGGGACCUGAGUUUGAGUGAAUGUUGAGAUGUAAAGGCUCUCUGCAGUUCAGGGUGUUAUUUUUAUUUUUAUUAUAGUCCAUUAGCAAGUGAAUAGGGGAACAGUUCUGUCACUUUUUCUCCCAUUUAGUACAAAUGUAGUCUUGCAGAAUCUUCAAGUCA